Chinchilla lanigera (long-tailed chinchilla) is the source of this 5738-nucleotide messenger RNA. It is a transcript of the gene Bnip2, whose product is annotated as BCL2/adenovirus E1B 19kDa interacting protein 2. Bases 260 to 1240 code for a protein of 326 amino acids. Lineage: Eukaryota; Metazoa; Chordata; Mammalia; Rodentia; Chinchillidae. The transcript is spliced from 11 exons. Gene Ontology annotation, biological process: apoptotic process. The record is from RefSeq and is a predicted model, not a curated record. Gene Ontology annotation, cellular component: cytoplasm.
CGUCACUUCCGCCCGGCGGCUCACUGCGUCCGGGUCAGCAGCUGUGCCGCUGUCUAGAGCUGCGGCCGGCAGUCGGCUGAGGUCUCCGGCGCAGACCCAGGGGAGCGGGCUCCGCUCGGCCGACUUCUGCGACCUGGCCGUCAGCCCCACGUCGCCGGCCUGGAGGGGCGAGGAGGACGAGGGGGCCGAGGCUUCCUCCGGGGCCAUUGGCUCUCUGGAUUGUCAGGAGUUUGUAGUUGACAUUGAAUCCCGGCUGAGGAUGGAGGGUGUGGAGCUGAAAGAAGAAUGGCAAGAUGAAGAUUUUCCAAUACCUUUACCAGAAGAUGACAGUAUUGAAGCAGACGUGCUUGGUAUACCUGGACCAGAGAACCAGCCUGACUCACCAGAAGUUAAUGGAAAUAAAGUGAGAAAGAAAUUAAUGGCUCCAGACAUUAGCCUGACACUGGAUCCUAGCGAUGGCUCUGUGUUGUCCGAUGAUUUGGAUGAAAGUGGGGAGAUUGACUUAGACGGCUUGGACACCUCGUCAGAGAACAGCAAUGAGUUUGAGUGGGAAGAUGACCUUCCAAAACCCAAAACUACUGAAGUCAUUCGGAAAGGCUCCAUCGCGGAGUACGCUGCAGCAGAGGAGAGGGAAGAUGGGCGGCGCUGGCGCAUGUUCAGGAUCGGAGAGCAGGACCACCGGGUUGACAUGAAGGCCAUCGAGCCCUAUAAGAAGGUCAUCAGCCACGGAGGAUAUUAUGGGGAUGGAUUAAAUGCCAUUGUUGUGUUUGCUGUCUGUUUUAUGCCUGAGAGUGGUCAGCCUAACUACAGAUACCUGAUGGACAAUCUCUUUAAGUAUGUUAUUGGCACUUUGGAGCUGUUAGUAGCAGAAAACUACAUGAUAGUUUAUUUAAAUGGUGCAACAACUCGAAGAAAAAUGCCUAGUCUGGGAUGGCUCAGGAAAUGCUAUCAGCAGAUUGACAGAAGGUUGCGGAAAAACCUGAAAUCUCUAAUCAUUGUACAUCCCUCUUGGUUCAUCAGAACACUUCUGGCUGUUACAAGACCAUUUAUUAGCUCAAAAUUUAGCCAAAAAAUUAGAUACGUCUUUAAUUUGGCAGAACUAGCGGAACUUGUUCCAAUGGAGUAUGUUGGCAUACCAGAAUGCAUCAAACGGUAUGAAGACGAAAAGUUUAAAAAGAAACAAAAAAGAGUCGAUCAAGAGCUUAAUGGAAAACAAGAUGAACCAAAAAGUGAACAGUAAGUUAGGCCUCAAGCUCAGACAAGACUGAAGGGUGUGGCCGUGAUGAAGCCAUGUUCUGUUUCGCAUUUGUGAUGCAUUUCUUGGCUUGUAUUUUUGUGUAAUCUGUUACAAAAUCAAAUUGACUUUUUAAUGGACUUUUGUACAAGGGACUGUUCACUGCUGUUUUGGUUUUUAAAUCUCGAAUUUAGCUCUUCGGUGGCUACUUAUAUUGUACUCACUUUAUAUUUUCUAUUGCUAAAUAGCAGAGAACUACACUUUAUAUAAAACAAUUUUUGCAUUUGUUUGUUGAAUAAUGCAUCUUCAGUAAAAUAUUUAUAUGCAUAAAUGGCAAAGGAAAGAAAUAAUAUAUAUUUUUAUGUUUUUAAACAAUAUUUUUUAAUGUAUACCUAUCUUGUGGAAGAAUAUUCAGGUAAAUAAGACCAUGAUUUUGUAAAGUACAUGUUAGAAUGUUUGUUUUUCUACAUGGUUGAAUACAUUUCCUGGGCAACUUAGAAAAUUAAGUUGCUCUAAGGCAAGAGACAGUUAAACUGAUUCUCAUGAAUACCCAAAGAUAAUAAAUAGGUUAGUAGCAUCCCAAGCUCACUUGACAUGUAUAGUUCUUUAACUCAAAAGUGCAAAUACAAGUGUACUGCACACUUACUCCUUUUUAAAAACAAGUCAAAAAGCCAUUUUUCAGAACUAGAGAACUUAAGAGGCUAGAAAUUAGGGUCUGUAUAUAUGUAUAUUUGGGAUAUUUUGUCUUCUGGCCCAAAGUCAGGACUGUUACAGAAACCUUGGAUCUGGUCGCUGAUGUGAAGCAGGCCGUGUGUUGGGAGCGUCGCCCUGGGCUGUGUGAGGGCCACGGAGCGUUGCAGAGAGUGGGGCAAGGUCUCACUGUCGCACUUUCUCGGUAGGACACAGGCUGCUUUUAAAAUCCCUCACUGUGGGCACUUUACCAGGAUACUUCCGUGUCACUUACCUGAACUCAGUGGUAGAUCGGCCUCGUAAGAUACGGUAUGUUUUCAAGUUUCUGUUGAAUCGUGUUUGACGAUUCUGUAAAUUAGAUUAAUUUUGUAAGUCUUAGAGCAUCAUUUUCUCGUGCUGUUUGGGACAUCAUGUUUGAUAGAAGCAUUUAAGCUCCUCGUUUCGUUUGGCGACUACCUUUACAUUGGAAUAAAUGGUGUUUGUGCAGCCAAACAGCUUAAUUACCCGCACACUCUCCUUCAAGCCGCUCACUGGUCUAGUGUACGUCCCAUGCCGGAAUAGUGUGAAUAUGUGCAGUAAGCUCAUUACCGUCUGUUUGAAGAUCACGCUGUGCAGCCACCUGUAAGCUACUGUACAUGAGUAGCAACGUUAAAGUGGCUGUGAGCUCAGCUUUCAAGAUGCAUUGUGUCCUGUACUGAACGUAUACAUGGUUUACACUGCCGUCAUUUUUUAGUAUUUCUGUCACAAAAGGGAAUUUUUCUUUCACUUUUUGUCCUCUUCGGCCAUACAUUAGUGUGCUAACACAGAGUCUAGUCGGAGGUACUAGAGGAUUCUCUGGAUGAAAUAAUACUCUUGAGCAGCCUCUCGACUUGGAUCCAGCAAUUCUGGGCAGAUCCUGGACUGAUGGCAUUACAGUAAAUUCAGCCGGAACCACCAUCUUGGAAACAUUUUGUGUUGAAGAAGGAACAGAAAAUGACUACGUAGGCAUGCUUUCUAAACUUCCCAUGUGAGGGAGAGGAAUGUGGGUCAUGCUGUGAUCAGACACGAUACUUGCAAAGCAUUGUGGGUGGUCUGGUCUGUAUGUCUUUAUGGUCUUAAAACGAGUGGAACUUUCUAACUGGUGGUUUACUACCACACUAAGUCCUUAGCUCCUGAACUUGAAAAAUGUAGAGUAAUUGAAACUUUUUAUUGUGUUUAUUAACUUUUGCAGUCAUUAUUCCUAACUGCAGAACUUUCUGGGAAAGUUCCGUUUUUCUAAAUUUUUUAAAAAUAGAGGUAGCCUAAUUCUGUCAAAACAUUACAAUUCAGAGGGAGCAGUGGUAACACUUGAGUUACAGUGAAAGGGCCAGGCUCUAAACCACUACCUUAAAGGGAUGCUGUUUUAUGUGUACCUUCAUGGGGUCUGCUGUAGGGAUAUACCCACAAUAAAUGUCUCAUAUGUAAGCUGAUAAUUAGUAGAUUAGAAGGAUUUCAGUUUAUUUGUAACUUGUAACAUUUUCCCUUAUUCUAUUUUGAUUUCCAUUACUGAUGGAAGUAAAAGUACAUACAAUUUUAUUGUUUCUACUGGGAUCAUGGAUCUAAGUUAAAUGGUUUGAUUUGCUCUUUCUCUCACCAGCUGUGAGUGCCCCUCUUUAGUCAAAAGUUUCUCUUAUGAGGUAUGAAAUAGGCACCGGGGAUAUAGCUCAGCGGCAUAAGCGCCUGCCUGGCAAGCUCAAGGUCCUGAGUUCACUUCCCAGUACCAAAAAAAGGAUAGGAGGUAUAAAAUAAUUUGAUUCUGCUUGAUCAUAUUCUUAAACAGGCACCAAGGAAAUCUGACGUUGAGCUCACCUUUAAGUUUAGUCAUCAUUAAUUCCAGCAGGGUGGAGAGGACAUGAAGAAAGAGGCACUGAGUAGUAGGUGAGAAGAGAGAGAACCCUUACAAAGGGACGGUGACUUCGCUCUUACCUAACCUGCCGCUGUACCCCCGACGGGAGUGCUACACAGGCAGCUAGUGGUGCCUUCUCUGGAGUCCAGCAAGAACACCGUAGGCCACACACUGUUUGAUGAGGCGACCAUGGGUUGAAGAAAAAAUUGGUAAUACCUGUGAUAAAAAUGUGUGCUUUUCUCUGCUUUCUGUGUCUCUUGGUACAGAAGCAAGUUUGAAUAGACUGGGUUAAAAAUACAGUGCUCAAGUUCAUGUUCAGGACUGUCAUUUUCUGUUUCUCAGUUGGGAAACUGCUUUCAUAAUAAAAUCUUGGGCUGGUAGUGCGGCUCGGUGGUAGAGCACUUGGGUAGCAUCUGCCAGGACCUGGGGGUUCAACCCCAGGAAUGGCAAGCAGGGAAGAGGGGAAAAAGAAACCAGAAACUCCCAACAGACACCGCUACUUAGUAGCUGCACUGAACACAGUACUGAAAUCUGCUGCUUGACCAGUAAAUAGCCAUAGCUAGUUUCUUCAACCACAACUCCAGAAUCUGAGAGGCCUGCUUCUUGAUAGGCUUACUAUCUGGCUGUGUGAGUGCUCAGGGAAUGCAGAAGUGACUUAGUGCAGAAGUCGCUUUUUAGAUUUCUUCAGUUGACAGAUAAGUUAGUGUAUAUCUGGUAGAAUAUGUCAGUUUCUUGAUGAGUCCAAGGUUGUAUAGGGAAGAUGGAGGCAGCUUCAGCCUUCUUUUUCCUAUGUUGUAACAUUGUUACCUUUGCUGAGGUAGAGAUGGGCUGACAACAGAGAUGACUACAUCUUGUUUUUGUUUUGACGCCUGUUUUUUCUUUCCCCAUUCUAUAUGGAUACUUGAGAAAUGGGCCACAAACAAACUUCAGAGGGAUGGAGUAAGUAAAAGGAAGUAACGUAAGUUAGGCCCGCCUUGCUACAAGAGAGUUCAUCUGUCCUCGGGGAAUGGAAUUUGUGGUGUUUGAAAUUGCUGGGAGGGAGAGCCAAGGACUGAGGCCGUUGGGAAGGCUAGUGUGGAGGGAAGUGGGGUUCGCCUUCCCCGAGUUCUGAGCACCCCUUCCCUUUUCCGUGAUGCUGUGUGAAUUUAGAGUCAUCACCAGGGAGGCCCACUAAUGCCUUUGCUUUAAAGUUCUAAAUGGCAAGCAGAAAUAAAGUAGAACAAUACAAAGCAACAGUAAAACUUGAAUAGAAUAGUUUGUUUUGCAAACUAAAACUGCUAUGAAAAAUUCCUAUGCAGCAUUUCAUAAGUCAAGCACCAGAUGAAAACCAAGUCUGCUUUCAAGUCAGUAAAGACUGAUACUGAGAUGUUGGCUUCAUGUAGCUAUUGGGUCUUAUCUUACGUGACAUCUUACAUUCAGCAAAAGGUUAUCUUUGCUUUUGAAGUUUUUAAAACAUUUUUCACAUUCAGUUUGACACAGGAACUUGGAUAAUAUCAGCUACUUUAAUGUCCCCUUUUAACAAUUGCUUGCUAGUUUAUUUACAUAAGCCUGCCUAGUAAAUACUGGUGGUAUUCAGGGCCACUGAUUUGCACAACCCUUGGGACACAAUUCACGUAAAACAAUUCAGAGUGUCAGUGCACUUUGAUACAUAUUUCAGAAAUACGUUUGUUACAAGUUCACACGCUGUCAUUUGAAAAAAGUUACUGUGACCUUUUUAUAGUGUUAGAUUGCUGUUGACUAGUACCGUCGUUUCAGCGUGAGAAAUUAAACUUCGAUAUCUGUAUGCAACAUGCUGAUGAGGUCCCUGUAAGAAAUGUUAGUACUGGUCAUGAUUCACAAUGUAGGAGAUGUAAUAUUUUCUUUUCCUUUGACCUUUUAGGAAUACAGUAACUUGUGUCCUUUUUUGUUGCACAUAGUUUUCCAACGUUAAUAAAUUUAAUUGGAAAGUUG